CCUAAAGAGGGAUCUCAAAUUUCCCAACAUCCUCUUCUGUUCAACAACAACAGCCCCUUCCCGUUAACUGCUUCCUACGCUUCCUUACAUAAAAAAUCUUGGAUUUGGAAACUCUUCUUCUCUCCACUCUCAGCCAAACAAAGUUGUUUGAUCCACUGACAAUGGAGGACACCGAGCCGACAACUAGACCGAAAACAGCAGGAGGUGAUGGGAAUCAGGUGACAAACGACACAUUGAUGUCUGGCAAACCUCUGCACCGGUUUGUCCAAAGGGAGCCCAGAUGUCUUGGGAUUGUCCUCCUCCUAUUUGCUUUUCCUGAGCUGAUGAUGGGAUUUGUGUUGGCUGAUGUCAAACUAUACAGUUCCAACAAUAUCUAUAUCCCCUUCUGGCAAGGCACUCUGUUUUCUCUAUGUGGAAUCCUGUCGAUCUAUACUGAGUUACAUCCAUCCAAGAAAAUGGUGUCGGCGUGUUUGUCCAUGUAUGCAGUCGCUUUGGUGGGGAUUCUAGUUUCCUUGGGUUACAGGAUACACUUCUUCCUACUGCAUCCAUACACUAUGUACAGAUUUUCUCUGCAGAUUAAUGUGGAUCUGGUUGCAUAUGUGGAAGGCAUUUUGUUCACAUCCUCCCUGUGUGUGUUGGGGCUUCUUAUCUUCUUGAUUGUCAUUGCACGUUUUGCAUUAAAGUCAACACACACUCAGCUUAUUGUCCAGUACAUUCCACCGCCUCCACAAACUGAGGCGUCACACUAAGAUCAGCCGUUUGGAGCAUUAUUCUGCACUAACACUGUUUGUAAUGUAUACUGUGAAAGAAUUGUCUUGUUUCAGUGCAACAGGCUAAUGUUACAGCUUUACUGAAACACAUUUGCUUUUUGUAAACUGUAUUUUUAAAUGAAAGUGAACAAUGCUGUUACAUGUCAAUAUUUUAUAUGCACUGUAUAAGGAACUUUUUUUUUUUACCUGAUGUACUCAACAAAGUCAUUUUUGAACUUUUCUAUUAUACUUCAAUUUGUAACUUAAUUCCAAGUUAGAAAAUUCAACUUUGCAUUUAUCAGUUACAGUUACAGAAUUGUUUAAGUAUAUGGCAUUAACUUCAAUCGAUACCAUCUUCUUUUAGGUACUACUUGAUUUAGUUGCUACAUAUUAUAUACAGUAUAUUCAUAAUUUCUAAUGUUUAAGCCAAUCAUUUUAGGAAAUAAUACAGUAAAGAAAUGGACAGGUGACAACGUCAGCAGUUUUGAUAAGUCUUGAGUGUUUUUUGUUGUUUCAGUGACUACAUUUUAAAUCAAAUAAAGCAUCUUGUGUCACUUUUUUGUGUUUUUACUUAAUGAAAACAACUUCUGCUAAUAUCAGCCCUGUAGCUAAAUGCAUCGUCAUCAAAUUAGUGAUGCACAUGAAUGGACAAACAAGAGUUCCACUGUUCCAACCCCCUACCUAAUGAAACCUCAGCCAAGGGAACAUGGCAGACUCAGCAGGGUAAAUAAGACUAUAGAACUAAAAUGUAUCUGAAGUUGUGACAGUACAACAAAAGAAGCCAGACGUUUUGAGGUUUUAUUUCCAGUUAUUUCAUCAAGUAGACAAACAGUAGCUUAACAUGUUGGUGGAAGUCCUCUCUUGGUGUUGGUGGUGCAGAAAAACUGAUCGUCAA
Molecule: messenger RNA, 1644 nt
Organism: Austrofundulus limnaeus
Lineage: Eukaryota; Metazoa; Chordata; Actinopteri; Cyprinodontiformes; Rivulidae
Product: membrane-spanning 4-domains subfamily A member 4D
Exons: 7
Coding region: 162-749 (195 amino acids)
Source: RefSeq, a predicted model, not a curated record